UUCACUUUACUUUGUGUCACUCUCUUAAUCAUUUCAUUCUCAACUCAACCAUCUCCCCUUGUACGUCCUCCUUCCUGUCCUUGAAUGGUUUUGAUGCGUCAUCAUAAAAUUUCAAGAGGGGCCUUUCGGAUUCUUAGCUCCUAAAUUCCCAAAUACAAUUUCACUGCAGAUAGGUGAAUGAAAAACUCGGUGACAUCACAAGCAAUGAACACCUCGAGUGAUCACAACAAGAUGGCUGCUGGUGUUGCUGUCUUCGACCCUUCAUCGAGGAACAGUGAAGAAGAAACAAGGGUUGAAGAAGAGGAAGAAGAGGAGAAAGAGCUAACGAUCGAGGAGCUUGAGACGAGGAUGUGGAGGGACCGCAUGUUGCUGAGGAAGCUGAAGGAUGACAGAAGGGAGAGAGAGAAAGGGCAAACGGUGGAGAUGCUGAAGAAAAAAGCCAUGACUCGUGCACAAGACACUGUGCUGAAGAACAUGCUGAAGAUGAUGGAGGUUUGUGAUGUACGAGGCUUCGUUUAUGGCAUCAUUCCCGAGAAGGGGAAGCCAGUGAGUGGUGCCUCUGAUAACCUUCGUGCUUGGUGGAAGGAUAGGGUCAGGUUUGAUCGUAAUGGUCCUGCUGCAAUGCUUAGGUAUGAAGAAGAAAGUGGGUUUGAUGAGCAGAUCAACGAUUCAUUCAGUGGAGACCCAUCAACCCAUUACGCCUUGUGUGAUCUGCCAGACACAACUCUUGGGUCACUCUUGUCAUGUCUGAUGCAGCACUGUGAUCCCCCCCAGAGGAGGUACCCAUUGGACAAGGGCCUUACCCCUCCAUGGUGGCCCACUGGGCAGGAGACGUGGUGGCCCGAGUUGGGCUUUUCGGUGGACCCAGGCCCACCUCCCUACAAGAAGCCCCAUGACCUGAAGAAGGUUUGGAAGAUGUGUGUGCUCACUGCAGUCAUAAAACACAUGUCCCCUGACAUCACUAGGAUCAAAAACAUUGUGCGCCACUCUAGGACCCUUCAGGACAAGCUCACUGCCAAAGAAACUGCUAUUUGGACCGCUGUGGUCAAACGUGAAGAGUCAAUUGCCAAAAAAUUGCACCCUCACUUGUUCCCAUCAUCACUACCUUUGAGAAGGGCUAACUUGUUCCUUGAGACAAAUGGUUAUGGCAUUGAACCAAGUGGUGCUAGAAAUUUUCUUGGAGGCCAAAAUAACACCACCAAUAAUGAUAUACUCUUAGCAAGUGCUGGUGCUAGAAAUUUUUUUGGGGGGCAAAAUAACCCUAAUCCUAACCCAAACCUUAACCAUAACCCUAAGCCUAACCCACCACCAGCCACCAAUAAUGUUACUAAUGCUGGUGCUAGGAAUUUCCUUGGGAGCCAAAAUAAUCCACCACCAACCACCAAUGUUGCCGAUGAUGGUGCUAGGAAAUUUCUUGGGGGGCAAAAUAAUCAAUCACCAACCACCAAUGUUGCUAAUGGUGGUGCUAGAAGUUUUGUGAUGGGGCAAAAUAACCCAUCACCAACCACCAAUGUUGCUAAUGGUAGUGCUAGAAAUUUUCUGGAGGCACAAAACAACCCAUCACCAACCACCAAUGUUGCUAAUGGUAGUGCUGGAAACUUUCUGGAGGCACAAAACAACCCAUCACCAACCACCAAAGGUAGUGCUAAAAUUUUUCUGGCGGGGAACAAUAAUCCACCAUCAACCACCAGUGUUGCUAAUGUUGGUGCUAAACGUUUUCUUGGGGGGCAAAACAGUCCACCACCAACUACCAAUGUUGCUCAAGGUGGUGCUAGAAGUUUUCUUGGGGGCCAAAAUAAUCCACUUCCAACCACCAAUGUUGUUAAUGGUAAUAACAACAAUAGUAUGGUUGCAAUGAACAAUGGCAUUGUUAUGCCACCGGAUAAUGGUGGUAAUAAGAGAAAGGCUGGGGCUGUUCAAGAUAUAACAAUUCCUCAUGAGGCCUAUUCCUGCCACAACCUUCAAUGCCCUUAUCAUGAUGAGACCCCCUUUGGGUUCAAUGACAGGAAUGCGAGGAACAAUCACCAGUUAACAUGCAGAUACAAAGGCAAAAGCCCUGUGCAAGUGGUUGUUGAUGAGUCAAUGUCUCAGAUUGGAAGUGGCAAUAACCCUAAUAUAAUGCCUCUUGGUCAACCUAACCACACUGCUGCACCAAUUGUGAAUCAAAAUCAGGCUCUCAGUAAUGGUCAACCAAGGCACACUGCCACACCAGGUGUGAAUCAAAAUCAGACUCUUCCUGUUGGUCAACCUAGGCACACUACUGUUGCACCAAGUGUGAAUCAAAUUCAGAAAGCUACUAUUAACAGUGACAGUCAUGAAGAAAUGAAUAUGGGGUCAGGUUUGAUGCACAACAACAUGAAUGUUCAGCAGAACAAAUCCACAAGUGCUGGCAACAACUUGAUUAAUGUUCCUCUAGCAAGCCAAAACCAGCAGGUGCAAAAUGUUCAGCCUCAUGUGGACGCGAAUUUAUUUGGAGAAAGUGUCGAUAGAGCCAAUGGCUACAAGCUGGAAUCUGAAGUACUCAAUGUCCCAAUGCAGCAUGCAAGUGUCUCAACUCCAAUAGAUCCUCCCUAUGAAUGGGAUACAUAUAAUCCCCAAUCUGAUGCUUCUGCUUUCAACUAUGGAUUCAUGGACUUUCCCUUGUUGACAACAACUGGCCAAGAUUAUCUUUGGCUAUACAACUAAAGAAACAAGUGUUGAAAAUUCAAGUAGAGUAUAUUGCUGGAAUAGGAACAAAGAUGGGAUUUAUAUAGUUGCCAAAACUGAAGCUGCAAGAGUCUACUUGAAUGAGUGUAAGUUUGAACAGGUAGUUUACAGUUUUUUUUUUUGAACGGCUAAGAAAAUUUUCAUUAAAAAGGUACCAGUGGUACCAAAAACAGGUAGUUUACAGUUGAAGGAACCUGUUUUUCCUUUACAGGUGGAGAUUGUAUUUUGGGGAAGUUCUUGGUUUUGUAAAUAUUAUUUUGGAGUCCAAUAAAACGAAGGGUACCCUUAAUUUUGUAUUAAGGAUGAACAAUGAAUGCCAGUGCAUGCAUGCAUGUCUAGGAGUGGGAUCUUGGUCAAUGUUCAAACAUGUUAUGCUUAAUUAUGCAAAC
Molecule: messenger RNA, 3095 nt
Organism: Cajanus cajan (pigeon pea)
Lineage: Eukaryota; Viridiplantae; Streptophyta; Magnoliopsida; Fabales; Fabaceae
Cellular component (GO): nucleus
Molecular function (GO): DNA binding; DNA-binding transcription factor activity
Source: RefSeq, a predicted model, not a curated record